GGUGAGGAGCGGCGGUCGGUAUGGGUUUUUCCACGGUGGUUCUGUAAGGAGGGGUGUUAAUGCAUUGCCGUGAGGGGGAUCUUGCAAAUGCGUGAUCACCGCGGUGGGAGCUCUGAUGGUUACGGGGGAAUAGGGGCUGCGAACUCAGCUCUAGAGAGAGGGGAGCGGGAAUCCUUGACAUCAAAUCCCUCAACGCCCUAGGGUCCCUGUACCCCUGACUGCCGCGGGGAGGGGCUCAGAAGCCAGCGAACUGAGGGAGCUGAGAACCCUACUCCCAGGGAGGUACGGGACAGGACCCCUGAGAGCCGGUGGGAGACGUUCCAGUGCGUGACUGCUGUUUUGGUAGGUGCCUUAAGCACUUGAAAUAGGCAGGGGUUCUGAGGCUGGAGAGAGGUCCUGCUAGGGCAGUUGAGAGGGUACCAAAGGGGAUACGGUGAUUUGAAAAAGGGUGGGGUGAUGAUUUGUGUGACCCUGAGCUAGUCACAUCAGGGCUCUGGAUGUCUUUCUCAUGUGUAAAGGGGAGGGGUUGGGACUCGGAGCCAUCUUUGGGAGUAAACGUGCGGUAGCAACUGUCGGAUCCUGAGAGGGAGGAUGGGCUUGUGCAGAUUGGUUGUAUACUUGUCUUCCUGAGCCCCUGGCGGUGAGGAGGCACCAACAGAGUGCUCUGGUAUCUGUCUGUACAAGCAACGAGGCCUGUGGUAAAGUGACCUGCGGUAAGGUGGAAGAGUGAGGAAGUGGGGUUCCUAGGAAGUCACUGGGGCUGGUGGCUGCUAGGGUGAUCUCAAGGACUUUGUGAGCAUGUGAAAACUGGGACUGUGAUGAUUUGAAGUGUGUGGAGAGUGCAAACUGAAUGUCCCAGGGUAGAGGAGAGGUUGGAUGGAGUCUGUGUUUUAGGCACCAAACUUAGAAUUGGCUGAGUGUUUGAGAGACCCAGGUUCCCAGAGCUGGUAACACCUCAAAGGUUCCUGAAGGGUAAGAAAUCAGAAUGACAAGCCAUUAUCAGAGCUCAGAUUUGAAUCCUGAGUCCCAUUUGUUAAGAGCCUGAGAACUGAUUAUGAGACAUUUUAGGCAAGUUUGGUAACUUCUGAGCCUUAGUUGGUCCUUGUGGAAUGGGGAUAAUUAUACCCAUUUCACAGGAUUGUUCUGAAGAUUAAAUAAGAUAAUGUAUGUAAAGUGCUCAGCGCAAUGCCUGGGUCAUGUUUUUAAUUUUUUUUUUUUUAGGUAAAAGAAAAUUGCUAUAGGGUGACAAAAGAACAGUGACAGGGUGUAAGAUUUAUGUGAAUGCUGUGGUUGGGAACUAUUCUCAUAUUCUUUUUUUUUUGCAAAUUUUGGUGACCCCCACCCCAUUUCCCUCUUCCUGGUUCUUGUCUUGAGGCACCAGCCCCAAACCUUCAUUCCUCCCUUUUAUCCCUCUCCCAAGAUCCAAGGCCCCAGGCUGGGCCACUUGCUCUUUCCCAGUUCGAGUUCCUCAUCCUAGACCCAUUCUCCUCCCUAUCCCUCCUCCCUGUCUCUGCUACCAUAGUAACAAGAGAUUCAGGCUCUGAAGGGGGCCUCAGGGAAGGAGCAAAGGUCUCUUGCAGAACCUGGCCUCCAACUUACCCGCCCUGGCUUUGGGAUCGGGCCAGCAGAUGUGUACAGUCUGGAAGAGGGGGAAAGCCAAUGCCAGGAGCUGUAGGAGCAAGCCAAGGGGAGGGCGGAUGCGAGUCUGGAGAAGAGAGCCAGGCGUGGGGGCGGGGGAGGGGGGGACCCCUUCCUCCUAAUCCUCUCUCCAGGAAUCCCUGGCUUUGGGACAGGAUGGCUAUCGUUGGGUUGGGGGGAGGCGUCCAGGCUGGGUGCAUGUCCUGGGCUACCAGCCAAAAGAACAUGAUGUUCCCAAGUUCUCUGGCCGCCGCCCUCUCGGGCUGGCCGCCUCCCAAACCGCUGCCUCUCCAGCCUCCCUGCCCCACAUUCCCCGGCUGCCUCGCCCCGCCCCCUUCCUCCGCUUGACGUCACCGCCGCCUCCCGCCCCCUCUCCUCCAUUGACGGCAGCAGGGUCUGGUUACUGUGGGGACCGUGAGGCAGGAUCCUGAUUAGGGCCUUGAGAGCUGCUGGAGCGCUGGACCCUUUUGUCUACGCAAAAGGAAAAUAUGGAGGUGGAGGUGGAGAGCAAGGAUCGCCUGUGCCGGGGGAGAUCACAUCUAGAGCCCUAAGGAGUGCUGAGGAAGAAGAAAAAGGAUGUUUCCAGAGAAGAGGUGUCUGAAAAGGAGACAAGGGACUGGGCCACAAUAUAUGAGUUGUGGGGGCAUUUUCAAGGAGAGAAGACUGAGAAUCCAGGCUCCUCAAUCCUUUAUUUCCUGUGUUUUCUUGCUUUGGUUUUUCUGGGUUAUUCUGUAAGCUUUUCCACAGAGCCCUGACCCUGCCCACCCCCCCCACCCCCCCAUGGGGAACACAAUUGUUAAGGAAAGAUUAGGCCACGUAACAGGCGUGUGCACCCACGCUGAUUACGUCAGCAUCAGCCUCUUCACUUGCCACCCACGUUUCCAGGGAGCCCUGAGAGGAACUACACAUCAGUCUUGGAUGGAGGGGGUCUGUGUAACUGAAGCUCUUCGCGGCCCAAGCUGGCACUUUAUUCCCCCAAAUUUAGGACUCAGUGUUCUGCUUCUUGCCUCUUAAAAAAAAAAAUUAUAAUUUCAGGCUCCUUCUCUAUUACUGAGGCCCCUCCCCCUCCCCUACCUCUAGUUACAAAGUCACCAUGUUUAUGAUCACCUACUGCGUGUCAGGUUCUCUCCUGGGGGCUGCGGAAUACAGUUAAGCAGACAGGUGAUGAGGUCCUUGGCUUUCUCUUCUCCUUGCGGUGGGGACCUGAAGCCCUUGCCACCCCACCUUUGUCUAAGGUCUCUUCUCUCAGCCACCGCUUUGUUCCCCUGCAGCCCUGGCUGCCUGGCCCCUACUUUUGGUGCAGCCGUAACUGGGGGUGGCUGCAUCCUCAGGAGAGAAGCGCUAGUCACCACGUAGGUUGCCCGGUGACCUUUUCUCUGAUUGGCCAUGGAAACACCUGCCAUUGUUUCCCUUCACAGCUCCUGUUGGCUCUGGCUGCCCCUUCUAUUGUUUGCAUCCUUCCCCCCACUCCACCCCCUCCUCAGAUGUGGACCCUCGAUUACCCUCCUCCUAGCUGUCCACAGGAUUUGAAGUGUCAGAGGAAGGGAUUGGGUAAAAGGGCUCUAUUGUGAUGACAAGGCUGGGGAGGGGAACCUAGGAAAGGCCAAGCUGGGUUUUCUGUCCAUCUCCUCCCAGGGACCAGCUGUCUCAUCCAGCUUGGCCCACCUCCUAAGGUCUGCAUUCUUUCUGCCCACCCCUGGCAAGGCCAGGGUGUCCUGUUGUGCAAGGCUGGUCGGUUCAGGAAGUAGACUUAUCUUAAAUACCUACUGUGGCCCUGGUAUGUUCUCUGAAGAGGGACAGCUUACCUCCCCUCCCUUCCCCUCCCCUCCCUUCCAUUAUUUACUGUACAAGGCGUCCCGCGCCCAUUGGCUGGGCUGUGGUGUCUGGGGCCCUUCAGCCCAGCGCCAGCACCCAGAUCCACGUGCGCCCGUGUGUGUGACACAGCCCUGACCUCAGUGGGGGCCAGUAGCCAAUCAGGCGCCGGGACGAGAUCCCCAGCCAAUUGGGGGCGGGGCCUGUGGCUCCGCCGGCAGGAGGCCAAUGAGGGGCAGCGCCUGGCGUUAUGCAACCCGCCUCCUGGCCCCGCGGAGCUUGCACUCAGCUGCGGGCUGCAACGGCGGCGGGCAGGCGACCGGAGGGCGCUCGCGCGGCCAGGCGCUGGCUGUGAUCAAACUUCUCAGCUCUCUGAGGCUUGAGUCUCCCACCUCGCUCCCCUGGCCAGGCCUCCCGGCCCCCUCGUGCCUCUCUGGUGGCCUCUCCGCCUUCCCUGUUCUCCUGCGCUCCCCAUGGCCCAGACAUGAGCGGCCCCCUCGAAGGGGCUGAUGGGGGAGGGGACCCCAGGCCGGGGGAAUCCUUUUGUCCUGGAGGGGCUCCAUCCCCUGGGCCUCCACAGCAUCGACCUUGUCCUGGCGCCAGCCUGGCUGACGACACGGAUGCCAACAGCAAUGGCUCCAGCGGCAAUGAGUCCAAUGGACCGGAGUCCAGGGGUGCAUCUCAGCGGAGCUCACAUAGCUCCUCCUCCGGCAAUGGCAAGGACUCGGCCCUGCUGGACACCACUGAAAGCAGCAAGAGCACAAACUCUCAGAGCCCAUCCCCACCCAGCAGUUCCAUUGCCUACAGCCUCCUGAGUGCCAGCUCAGAGCAGGACAACCCGUCUACCAGUGGCUGCAGCAGUGAACAGUCAGCUCGGGCAAGGACCCAGAAAGAACUCAUGACGGCGCUGCGGGAGCUCAAGCUUCGGCUGCCACCAGAGCGCAGGGGCAAGGGCCGCUCUGGGACCCUGGCCACGCUGCAGUACGCACUGGCCUGUGUCAAGCAGGUGCAAGCCAACCAGGAAUACUACCAGCAGUGGAGCCUGGAGGAGGGCGAGCCUUGUGCCAUGGACAUGUCCACCUACACUCUGGAGGAACUGGAGCACAUCACAUCUGAGUACACGCUUCGCAACCAGGAUACUUUCUCCGUGGCUGUCUCCUUCCUGACAGGCCGCAUCGUCUACAUUUCUGAGCAGGCAGGUAUCCUGCUGCGCUGCAAGCAGGAUGUGUUCCGCGGUGCCCGCUUCUCAGAGCUCCUGGCUCCCCAGGAUGUGGGCGUCUUCUAUGGUUCCACUGCCCCAUCUCGCCUGCCCACCUGGGGCACGGGGGCCUCGGCAGGUUCAGGCCUCAAGGACUUCACCCAGGAGAAGUCUGUCUUCUGCCGUAUCAGAGGGGGUCCUGACCGAGAUCCCGGGCCUCGGUACCAGCCAUUCCGCCUAACCCCAUAUGUGACCAAGAUCCGGGUCUCUGAUGGGGCCCCUGCACAGCCGUGCUGCCUGCUGAUCGCAGAGCGCAUUCACUCUGGUUAUGAAGCUCCCCGGAUUCCCCCCGACAAGAGGAUCUUCACUACGAGGCACACGCCCAGCUGCCUCUUCCAGGAUGUGGAUGAAAGGGCCGCCCCGUUGCUGGGCUACCUCCCCCAGGACCUCCUGGGGGCCCCAGUGCUCCUUUUCCUGCAUCCCGAGGACCGACCCCUCAUGCUGGCCAUCCACAAAAAGAUCCUGCAGCUGGCUGGCCAGCCCUUUGACCACUCCCCUAUCCGCUUCUGCGCCCGGAAUGGGGAGUACGUCACCAUGGACACCAGCUGGGCUGGCUUCGUGCACCCCUGGAGCCGCAAGGUGGCCUUUGUGUUGGGCCGCCACAAAGUACGCACGGCGCCCCUGAAUGAAGACGUGUUCACUCCCCCAGUCCCCAGUCCCGCUCUCUCCCUGGACCCUGAUAUCCAGGAGCUCUCUGAGCAGAUCCACCGGCUGCUGUUACAGCCUGUGCACAGCCCCAGCCCUACCGGGUUCUGUGGAGUCGGCCAGGUGACUUCCCCAGGCCCUCUCCUCAGCCCUGGCUCCUCCAGUGCCAGCAACGGGGGUGACGCCGAGGGACCUGGGCCUCCUGCACCGGUGACCUUCCAGCAGAUCUGUAAGGACGUGCACCUGGUGAAGCAUCAGGGGCAGCAGCUUUUUAUUGAGUCCCGGGCCCGGCCUCUGCCCCGGCCCCGUGUCCCUGCUGCAGGCACAUUCAAGGCCAAGACCCUUCCCUGCCAAUCUGCAGACCCAGAGCUGGAGGUGGCACCUGCUCUGACCCAGGCCCCACUAGCCUCGGCUCCUGAGGAGGCUGAGCGGAAAGAAGCCUCCAGUUGCUCCUACCAGCAGAUCAACUGCCUGGACAGCAUCCUCAGGUACCUGGAGAGCUGCAACCUCCCCAGCACGACCAAGCGCAAGUGCACCUCCUCCUCGUCCUGCACCGCCUCUUCGGCCUCCGACGAGGACAGGCAGCGGGCGGGAGCGGUCUCUGUGGGGGCCGAGAAAGAUCCAUCGGCAGUGCUGUCUGGGGAGGGGGCCGCCCCUCUGAAGGAGCCGGUGGUGGGAGGAGGCGCCCUGAGCCCGCUCGCCCUGGCCAAUAAGGCGGAGAGCGUGGUGUCCAUCACCAGUCAGUGUAGCUUCAGCUCCACCAUCGUCCAUGUGGGAGACAAGAAGCCCCCGGAAUCGGACAUCAUCAUGAUGGAGGACCUGCCUGGCUUGCCUCUUGGCCCAGCUCCCAGCCCAGCCCCCAGCCCCACGGUGGCCCCUGACCCAGCCGCAGGUGCCUACCGGCCAGUGGGCCUGACCAAGGCUGUGCUGUCCCUGCACACCCAGAAGGAGGAGCAGGCCUUCCUCAGCCGUUUCCGUGACCAUGGCAGGCUGCGUGGACUUGACGGCUCCUCCACGGCCCCCUCGGGCCCCGGCUGCCGCCACGGCCCCGCAGCCCCCGGCCGCCGCCACCACUGCCGAUCCAAAGCCAAGCGCUCCCGCCAGCACCCGACCCCUCAGGCCGAAGCCCCCUGCCCCGUCUCCCACCCGUCACCUGUGCCAUCCUCUGCCCCCUGGCCCCCACCACCAGCCACGCCGCCCUUCCCGGCUGUGGUCCAGCCCUGCCCCCUCCCCGCGUUCUCCCCCAGAGGAGGCCCCCAGCCUCUCCCUCCUGCACCCACAUCUGUGUCUCCUGCAGCUUUCCCUGCCCCACUGGUGACCCCAGUGGUGGCCUUGGUGCUCCCUAACUAUCUCUUCCCUGCCCCACCCACCUACCCCUGUGGGGCACCCCAGGCCCCCGCCUCCCACUCCCCUUCUCCGUCCCUGCCCCUGCCGCCCCCCAGCCCUCCCCGCCGCCCCGACUCUCUGCUCUUCAACUCGAGAUGCAGCUCCCCGCUCCAGCUAAACCUGCUGCAGCUUGAGGAGCGCCCCCGUGUCGAGGGGAGUAGUGCUGGGCGCCCCCCUCCCAGCGAGGAGACUGCCGACCCAGCGGCCAGACCGGUGGAGAUAACUGAGUCCUCCAACCAGGACGCGCUCUCGGGCUCCAGCGACCUGCUGGAGUUGCUGCUGCAGGAGGACUCGCGCUCUGGCACGGGCUCUGCUGCCUCGGGCUCCUUGGGCUCUGGCUUGGGCUCUGGGUCUGGCUCAGGCUCCCAUGAGGGGAGCAGCACCUCAGCCAGCAUCACGCGCAGCAGUCAGAGCAGCCACACGAGCAAGUACUUCGGCAGCGUCGAUUCUUCCGAGGCUGAGGCUGGGGCUGCCCGUGCCAGGGCUGAGCCCGGGGACCAGGUCAUUAAGUACGUGCUCCAGGAUCCCAUCUGGCUGCUCAUGGCCAAUGCUGACCAGCAUGUCAUGAUGACCUAUCAGGUGCCCUCCAGGGACAUGGCCUCUGUGCUGAAGCAGGACCGGGAGCGGCUCCGGGCUAUGCAGAAGCAGCAGCCUCGGUUCUCAGAGGACCAGCGGAGGGAACUGGGUGCUGUGCACUCCUGGGUCCGGAAGGGUCAACUGCCUCGGGCCCUUGAUGUGAUGGCCUGUGUGGAUUGCGGUAGCAGCACCCAAGACCCUGACCACCCUGAUGACCCACUCUUCUCGGAAAUGGAUGGACUGGGGCUGGAGCCCAUGGAGGAGGGUGGGGGCGAGGCGGGUGGCGGUGGUGGUGAGGGCGAGGGCGGUGAUGAGGCCCAGGCCCAAGCUGGGGCCGCGGUCUCAAGCUCUCAGGACCUGGCCAUGGAGGAGGAGGAACAAGGUGGGAGCUCAUCCAGUCCAGCCUUACCUGCCGCAGGAAAUGGCACCAGCUAGACUACAUUUGGGGCCACCUCCGGGAAUGCAUGAGAAGCUUCCUUCUCCCAUGUCCCAACUCGCAGAACUCAGACGUGGCUGGACCAACCAAUAGAAAACUGUCCCGGCUUCUCCCGCUGUAGGGGGUGUGGGACCUCCCCCCGUCAGCAGCCCAGGAUCCAGGGGCUGCCUCUGGCCUCUUAGAGAACAGAGGGUGGCACUCUUUAGCCCAGCCCAGAGAAGCCGCACCUCCCAUCCCUGCUGAGGAGUCGUUCCUUCCCCUGGACAAGGUCGCUGACAAGCUGCUGAAGUGGUUCUCCAAGCCCCAGCUGAGCCGGAGUCCCUGUCCCUGCGGCUUGGGGCUGCGUUUAUUUAUUUGGAGAGCCAGCCCUCUGAGGCCCAAGCAGGACCCAGUGGUCCAGACCCCUAGCUGCUCCGGGGUGGGGGAGGUUGGUGGACCGUGGAGUCCCUGGUGCUGCCCCUCAGGUGGGACCCAGGUGUUCUCAGCUGUACCCUCUACCGCUGACAUUUGUGUUUUUGAUAUCGUGUCUGUUAUUUUUUAAUAUAAAAAGAAAAAAUACCA
Molecule: messenger RNA, 8312 nt
Organism: Orcinus orca (killer whale)
Lineage: Eukaryota; Metazoa; Chordata; Mammalia; Artiodactyla; Delphinidae
Gene: PER1
Product: period circadian regulator 1
Exons: 23
Coding region: 3935-7750 (1271 amino acids)
Biological process (GO): circadian regulation of gene expression; entrainment of circadian clock by photoperiod; negative regulation of transcription by RNA polymerase II
Cellular component (GO): nucleus; cytoplasm
Molecular function (GO): transcription corepressor binding; transcription cis-regulatory region binding
Source: RefSeq, a predicted model, not a curated record